Messenger RNA from Leucoraja erinaceus (little skate), 8329 nucleotides. RefSeq names its product G protein-coupled receptor 171 (gene gpr171). NCBI's taxonomy places the organism in Eukaryota, Metazoa, Chordata, Chondrichthyes, Rajiformes, Rajidae. Gene Ontology annotation, biological process: G protein-coupled receptor signaling pathway. The coding region runs from base 4788 to 5918 and encodes 376 amino acids. Gene Ontology annotation, cellular component: membrane. The record is from RefSeq and is a predicted model, not a curated record. Gene Ontology annotation, molecular function: G protein-coupled purinergic nucleotide receptor activity. The transcript has a single exon.
CACAAAGUCAUACUUCAGGAGGGGCAGGAAACGAGAAGAAAGUUUGACCACUCGGAGUGGAAAUUUAAACAGAUGCAAGAGAUUACAAUGACAUUAUCAGAUCUAAAAAUCAGCCUUAUCAGCCAAAAAUGUCACUGAAACAAGCAGUGAAAAGCCUCUUACAAAAAUACAAUUCAGAAGUCGCCAAAGUUUCCUUAAAUAAAAGUGGUUUAAAGGUGUCGCCAAGCGUAAAUUCUAAAUCAGUCUAAAGCACUGUUGGUGCAGAGGGAUAUUGUACCAGUAGAUAUGCAACAGUGUAAAGGUUUUUAAAGUCAGGUUUCAUCAACGUCAAUCACCUAAUCUUCAAAAAGACCACACAUCCCACAACAAACCCGGCUGUAAGCUGCAGGAAAACAUGAGUAUAGCUGCGUGACAUCUGCACGAUUUUAUAAACCGUAUCCUGCGCAAACAGCCAGACGCUUCACAUGCAACUAACAAACCCGGAUAACUGAAUGUGUUCAGAAACAAAAUAGUCUGCUUCGAGAAUCAGGUACGAAGUUUAUUUCUUGCGUUUCCUUGAAGGCGUGAAAAUUAUUUCAGACUGUAAUCUGUCGAUGUGCCAGGAACAGUUAUUUUACAAGCCGCUUUCUGAAUGUUCAGCAUAGGGGUAAGAAAUCUACCAGUGAUAUCAGGUGGAAAAUAUACAAACACCAUUUAGUGUUGUAGAUACAAGGAACUGCAGAUGCCAGUUUACAAAAGAAAACAGAGUCUGAAGAAGGGUUUCAAACGUCACCCAUCCUUCUUCUCCGGGGAUGCUGCAUGACCCGCUGAGUUACUCCAGAACUUUGCGUCUACCUUUGGUAUAAACCAGUAUCUGCAGUCCCUUCCUACAAACAAACUGCUGGAGUAACUCAGCGGGCAGGAACCAUCUCUGGAGGACGUGGACAGGGGACAUUACAGAUCGGGACCUUUCUUCAGACUAGGUGUUGUAUCUGGCUCCUGAUACUUGGUUCCAUAGAUCGUUCGCUGUUUCAAGCCAAUAGUCAAAUACAUUGUAUUUAAGUGUAAACCCACAAUGUUAUUUUCUUAAACAAGAAAGCAAACGCACUGCCAGCAUUUAUUUCAAGACGGCUUACAUACAAAUACAGGGAUGUAAUGCUGAGGCUCUAUAAGGCGCUGGUCAGGCUGCAUUUGGAAUAUUGUGAGCAAAUUUGGGCACCAUAUAGCUCUGGAGAGGGUCCAGAGGUUUCCAAGAAUGAUACCAGGAAUGAGUAGGUUAACAUAUGAUGAGCAUUUGACGACACUAGGCCUGUAUUCGCCGGAGUUUAAAAGAAUGAGGGGGGACCUCAUUGAAAUGUACAGAAUAGUGAAAGGCUUGGCUAGAGUGGAUGUGGAUUGAAGGAGCAGCACCUCAUAUUUUGUUUUGGCAAAUUACAAGUCAGUCUUUGAAUAAUGAUUGUUCUAAUUUUAAGUAACCCUUGCAUUCCCUCCGAAGGGCCUGUUUCUGCACUGUAUCACCAAAUUAAAAAAAACUUGCCUGCCUUUGCCCCAUUACCAUCUCUUCUCCAGCUUUCCCUCCCAACCCCUCCACUACAGUCAAUCUGAAGAAGAGCCACAACCUGAAAUGUCAGCUAUCUGUGUCGUCCAGAGAUGCUGCCUGACCCGCUGAGUUACUCCAGCAUAUUUGUUUUAGAAACAUAAAAACAUAGAAAAUAGAUGCAGGAGUAGGCCAUUCGGCCCUUCGAGCCUGUACCGCCAUUCAAUAUGAUCAUGGCUGAUCAUCCAACUCAGUAUCCUGUACCUGCCUUCUCUCCAUACCCCCUGAUCCCUUUAGCCACAAGGGCCACAUCUAACUCCCUCUUAAAUAUAGCCAAUGAAUUAGCCUCAACUACCUUCUGCUGGAGAGAAUUCCACAGAUUUACCACUCUCUGUGUGAAAAUCGUUUUCCUCAUCUCGGUCCUAACAGAUUUCCCCUUUAUCCUUAAACUGUGACCCCUUGUUCUGGACUUCCCCAACAUCGGGAACAAUCUUCCUGCAUCUAGCCUGUCCAAACCCUUAAGAAUUUUCUACGUUUCUAUAAGAUCCCCCCUCAAUCUUCUAAAUUCUAGCGAGUACAAACCGAGUCUAUCCAGUCUAUCUUCAUAUGAAAGUCCUGACAUCCCAGGAAUCAGUCUGGUGAACCUUUUCUGUACUCCCUCUAUGGCAAGAAUGUCUUUCCUCAGAUUAGGAGACCAAAACUGUACGCAAUACUCCAGGUGUGGUCUCACCAAGACCUUGUACAACUGCAGUAGAACCUCCCUGCUCCUAUACUCAAAUCCUUUUGCUAUGAAUGCUAACAUACCAUUUGCCUUCUUCACUGCCUGCUGCACCUGCAUGCCUACUUUUAAUGACUGGUAUACCAUGACACCCAGGUCUCGUUGCAUCUCCCCCUUUCCUAAUCGGCCACCAUUCAGAUAAUAAUCUACUUUCCUGUUUUUGCCACCAAAGUGGAUAACCUCACAUUUAUCCACAUUAUACUGCAUCUGCCAUGCAUUUGCCCACUCACCCAGCCUAUCCAAGUCACCUUGAAGCUUCCUAGCAUCAUGCUCACAGCUAACACUGCCCACCAGCUUCGUGUCAUCCGCAAACUUGGAGAUGUUGCAUUCAAUUUUGUUUUGGUAAACCUGCACUGCGGUUCCUCACGUCUCCAUUUCCAAAAACUCUGAUUCGCCAUGAAGGUGACGAGCAGAAUGGAUGGCAUGGAUGUGAUGGGCAGAAGGGCCAAUUCCAGUAUCUUAAAUUAUCUUUAAGAAUCACUUUCUCCAUGAUCAUUAAACCAUUAAACAAACAAAACCAUUUUGCCUCACAUUAAUAUUUUUUCGGCUUUCACGCAUUUGCAACCACAAAACAACUAUCUGAAGCCUGAUCUAUGCUACAGUCUCAAAAGAGCUGUGACCUCAAAAUGUAUUUUUAUUUUGCUGACUUCCUUUAAAAGGGCUCUCUGAGUAAUGUUGGUUUGGGCAAGAAAAAUAAAAAAACAUCCAGAUAAAGUGCUGAUGCGGUGCACACUCCCUAUCUCAGGAGACAAGAUCUGUGAUCCAUAUACACAGGGAUAGCUUACGGCAGGAACUCUGACUUGGAGCACCAAAGACUUGGCUUGUACAGAAGAUUUUCUUGUUAACAAGAAGUCGAGGAUGACUUAACAUUGCCCUUCUAUUCAAACAUCAGAAAGGCCAUUGCUGCAGCUCAUGUUUCUGGUAAACUGAAAUGAGACAAAUGAUUAUGAAGGGCGUGAGUAAUGGGGGAAGUUCCAUGUGUUUAUUGCAACUGGAAAUGCACGGUGUGGUUUGCCUACUAAAAUUUGAUCGAUGACAGGAUAGUGUUUAAAUGUUAAAAGAUCGUUGAUACCACUGCAUGAUAUUGUAGGUAAUCUAGAUUUUGACCAGAUAUCUGGGGCAGCACUGUGGCUCAGCUGCCUAACAGCACCAGAGACCUGGGCUCAAUCUUGACCUUGGGUGCUGUCUGUGUGUGAAACAUAGAAAAUAGGUGCAGGACUAGGCCCUUCAGCCAUUCAAGCCAGCGCCGCCAUUCAAUAUGAUCAUGGCUGAUCAUCCAAAAUCAGUAUCCCGUUCCUGCUUUAUCCCCAUAUCCCUUGAUUCCUAGCCCUAAGAGCUAUAUCUAUCUCUUGAAAAACAUCCGGUGAAUUAGCCUCCAAUGCCUUCUGGCAGAGAAUUCCACAAAUUGACAACUCUCUGGGUGAAAACGUUUUUCCUCAUCUGAGUCCUAAAUGGCCUACCCCUUAUUCUUAAACUGUGACCCCUUGUUCUGGACUUCCUCCAACAUCUGGAACAUUUUUCCUGCAUCUAGCCUGUCCAAACCCUUAAGAAUUUGAUAUGGUUCUAUAAAAUCCCCUCCCAUCCUUCAAAAUUCCAGUAAAUACAAGCCCAGUCAACCCAUUCUUUCAUCAUAUGUCAGUCCCGCCAUCCCGGGAAUUGACCUGGUGAACCUAUACUGCACUCCCUCAAUAGCAAUAAUGUCCUUCCUCAAAUUAGGAGACCAAAAUUGCACACAAUACUCCAGGUGUGGUCUCACCAGGGCCCUGUACAACUGCCUCCUUACUCCUAUACUCAAAUCCCUAUACAGGGAGUUUGCACGUUCUCCCUAUGACCUCGUAGGUUUCCUCCUGAUGCUCCAGUUUCCUCCAACAUUCCAAAGAUGUGUGGGUUUGUUGGCUGAUUGGCCUCUGUAAAUUGCCCCUAGUCUGUAGGGAUGAGAAAAAGGUAUAACAUAGAACUAGAAUGAGCGGAAGAUUGAUGGGCGGCAUGGACUUGGUGUGCCGAAGGGCUUGUUUCCAUGCUAAAGCUUUCAAUCAAUCAAUCAAUCUACAAGCUGCUUCUAUUUAGUGUAAAUACAUAUUAAACAAAGUAAUGACUUUGCUUUUUUAUUUUAAAAAGCUUUUGCAAAGCUUUUCACUGUACAUCAGUAAACAUGACAAUAAAAAACCUAACCCUAUAACUGUUACUGUACCCCAUUAGAACCAAAAGCAGCAAUUCCACGCCAGUGAGAAUUUAUCUGACCCAGACAUUAGCUGGUGACAACAUGAACUCAUUUUGUCAAUUUAAACCAUGAACCAGUACCUUCCCCCUAAAUAUUUAUUUGCAAUUGUCAACAUUUAUUGCUCAAGAUUCAUUCUCACCUUUGACGAUAGAAACCUCAUUAGGUAUCUCAGGUAAACAGACAUAAUCCAGAUACCUAUAUAACUGAUGUCUUUCAUUUGACUUAAGAAAUCUGGAAGUCUGAAGAAGGGUCCCUAUACUUGUUCUCCAGAGAUGCCGCCUGACCCCCUGAGUUACUCUAACAACGUGUGUCUUUUUUUUCCUCAAAGUAAUUUUCAGGUUUUCCUUUCUUCUUGUUUCAGAACCUCAAGGCGGGCUGGACAUUUGUGUUUUAAAGGACAUACGAUGAAUACCAUAUCGUCAAAUGUCUCUUCGACUCGAUGCUUGAUGAACAAUAGUAUGGAAUCUUUCACUUAUUUCUAUUAUUUAAUCUUCUUGAUUGGCAUCAUUGGGAGUUGUGUCGCACUGUGGGCUUUCAGUAAACAGAGGAAAGCAAAAAAAUGCCUCAAUAUCUACCUGAUCAACCUUCUGACUGCCGAUUUUCUGUUGACUUUGGCCCUCCCUUUCAAGAUAGUUGUUAGCUUGGGCAUUGCUCCCUGGAGCGUGAAGAUCUUCCAUUGCCAAGUCACAGCAUGUCUCAUGUACAUUAAUAUGUAUGCGUCCAUUAUAUUUCUGGGAUUCGUGAGCAUAGAUCGGUAUGUUCAGCUCUCUGGGAGCUCAAGGUUCCAGAGGAUACAGGAACCAGGGUUUGCAAAGAUGAUGUCUGCCAUCGUAUGGGUCAUGGUGCUGUCCCUUAUGAUACCAAACAUGGCAAUCCCAAUCAAAACCAUCGCCCCCAAGCCUCUAUUGAAAUGCGCGGAGAUCAAGGGGCCGUUGGGACUUCGCUGGCAUGUCUUCAGCAAUUUUAUCUCCAUCGCCAUAUUUAUGAACGUUUCAGCUGUCCUCCUGACAUCCAACUUUCUUUUGGUGAAAAAGCUCCACAGAAACAAGGACCGAGAGACGCGCAAUGACGUGAGGAGGGCUCUGAGGCACAUUCUGAUACUGACUGGCAUCUACAUCGUUUGCUUUGUGCCCUACCACAUCAUUCGGAUUCCGUACACUCUCAGUCAAUACAAGCCAAAGGCAGACUGCAGUGUGCAGCAAGCCCUAUAUCUGGCCAAGGAGUCCACCUUUCUUCUGGCCGUUCUCAACCUUUGCUUUGAUCCCAUCCUGUACUUUUAUCUCUGCCAAUCUUUCCGAUCAAAAAUCACAGAAACCUUUUUAUCAACUAACGAGGCCAGGGGAAAGAAAGACACCGAGGCUGAAAAGGAGGACGCAGAGACUAACUUAACUCCAUGCAGCUGAAAUAAAUGUGCCCGACUGUAUAUCCCUUCAUUUUGUUUUGAAGGUUGCAAAAUCUAGAAUCCUUAAAUUAUAAAUAUACUCCAGACAUUGAUUCCAUAUUUCAUUGUAAUUCAUGUUCAUAAGUUAUAGGAGCAGAAUUAGGCCACUCAGCCCAUCAGGUCUACUCCACCAUUCAAUCAUGGCUGAUCUAUCUUUCCCUCUCAACCCCAUUCCCCUGCCUUCUCCCCAUAGCCCCUGACACCCGCACAAAUCUGUCAAUCUCCACCUUAAAAAAUAUCCACCAACGGCCUCCACAGCCAUCUGUGGCAAUUAAUUCCACAGAUUCACCACCCUUCGACUAAAGAAAUUCCUCCUCAUCUCCUUUCUGAAGGUACGUCCUUUUAUUCUGAGUCUAUGGCCUCUGGUCCUAGAAUUUCCAACUAGGGGAAACAUCUUCUUUCCAAUUCACUCUAUCCAGGCCUUUCAUUCAUGCAAAUACAAAGUCAACUGGGUUUCCAUUUCUCUGCAUUCAAUGUUGAUUGGAAUUAUUUUAUAUAUUUUAUAUUAUUUAAUUAAACAAGUUAUUAAUCUUGGUUAGACAAAUGAUUGUAAACAAUGCCAAGUGUCAUUAUGUACAACAAAUCCUUUACUCUCAUUGACAUUUUAAAGAGCAUCAGAUACCGCUGUGGUAUCUCACGUCUCUAUGUCCUAGGCGAUGGACAUUCAGCCCAUUUGGUUCAUGCCGGCUCAAAGCAGAGAGAUUCCAUCAGUCCAAUUCUCCCUUGUUACAUUCCCAUCAUCCUGCAACAUAUUCUCCCUCUUACACCCAUCAACCUGCACACCUUUGGCACAUGGGCCAAUUUUUUCCAAAUUGGCCCACCACCUCAUCUUGAGACGAGCAAGGAAACUGGAGCAAUCUGAGGAAACCCACAUCACUCAAUGGUUCAAUUCAAUAGUUCAAUGGUGCUUUAUUGUCAUGUGUGAACUGCACAGUGAAAUUAUUUUUUCCCUAAAUCACACACACGAGUCGCCAUUUAUUAAAAAUCCAAAGUCUGGUCCAUGCACUCGAUGUACUGAAGCGGCUCCCGAUUCAGCUAAGCCCCAGGCUGCUGCAGGGCCUCCUCCGUCACCCUCAACCAGCUUGACCCGCGAACCGACGUCCCUCUACUUGCCUGACUGCCUGUGUCCCGGUGGGGGGUGCCUCCAUCAGGCGACCUUGAAGAGGCUGGAGGCAAUAUCCCUGUCCCUCUCCUACCGGUCCACUCCCCGCGCCCGUCAUCACCAGCGACUCCUUCCACCUCGACUCUUCACUCUUCAGGUCCGAGUUUAGAAGCUUCCGAGUGUCCCCCCUACAGGCCAUGGCCCACCUGGUCUUCCUUCGGCCAGGUCCAUGUGUGUAACCUUCACACAGAGGGUAUCCAAGGCACUACUCGAUUUGUAAAUCAGCAGCAAAUUCAGGAUCAAACCUAGUAGGAGGCAGCAGCUCGACUCACUGCCUCUUUAAUCGUGUCUGAUAAUCAGAAUUGCAAAAGUGUGUGAAAUAAUUAUAUUUUAAUUAAAUAAUUCAUUUAAAAAUAUUAAAUUAGUGUCAAAAUGCUUUGAUAAAUGUAUUAGAUUAAUGAAGGUCAGUGACACAAGGGGAUUACGUUAGUUCAGUUUAGAGAUACAGUUUUGUUUAGAGAUUAUUUAUUGCCCACCAAGUCUGCGCGGACCAACGAUCACCCGUACACUAGUUCUAUCCAACAUACUAGGGGCACUUCACAGAAGCCAGUUAACAUACAAACCUGCAUGUCUUUGAAUGUGGGAUUAAACCGGUGCACCCAGAGAAAACCCACAGGGAGAAAGAACAAACUCUGCACAGACAGCACAUAUAGUCAGAAUCGAACCCAGGUCUCUGACGCUGUACGGCAACAGCUCUACCGCUGCGCUACAAUGCCGCCCCAAAUAAAAUAACAAUUUUCUCAACAAUGGACUUUGGUGCUGCACAAGGGUCCACUUUUCAACUGGACUAUAAUCCAAAAGCCUAGACUAAUGAUCUAAUAAAUUCUAUAGAGACAGCACCCGCAGUCAGGAUCUAAACCAAGUCUUAGGCGCUGUGAGACAGCAACUCUACCGCUGUGCCACUAUGCCGCCCACAUCCCAAAGGCGUGCAGUUUGUAGGUUAGAAAAUAUCUAAAUGCAAAUAUAGAAAAACUGAUUUGGUUUUAGUGAUGCUAGCAGCCUGUGGCUUGUCUGGAUCAGUCACCGCUCAAAAAAACCUGGCGUCUCUUGCAUGCAGGCUCACUAGACUAUUUUUGUACACUUUGCUAAUUGAGGAUGUGCUUGGGUAUGGGAAUACUGUACUGGACUGUAUGUAAGGAAAGAAUUUCACUGUGCAUUGGCACAUGUGACAAUAAAAACACAAGUGAAUCGCGUCCACACCAACCCUCGAU